UCGCGCCGGACUACAACUCGCACUUCAUUGACAUACUGCAUCAGACAACAAUGGGAGCCAUGAGGGCUUUGUUCACCCUAUUAACUGUAACGUGUGCUCUCUCCGUGCAAUCGUCACCCUCAGAUUCGUUCAAAAGAAGCUCCAAGGUUGGAAGCAUAGUGGAAACAAUUGGCGCCGAGUUUUUUGAAGUACCUGAGCUAGGAGAUAUCAGGUUUACCUUCUGGGAGAAAUAUUACCCAGAGGAAGACAAGCCAAAGUACUCAUGCGGAAUUAAGUCUGAAUUUCCUGGAAACUUCACAAUGCAAUUUAAAAAACAAUCUGGAGAGACUUCCAAUGUAUUGGUUGAACUCAAAGAGAGUGACAAACACGAAAAAGAACCUGGUCCAUUGAGAGCGUAUUUCCCUCUAGAUAUAGAAAACAUAAGGCCCAGCUCAGUUCUGAUAGGAGUGUUAAAUGAUACAGUCUCCACUCCCGGAUUUGAGUUAGGACUGGUUGAAAUUUUGCCAAAACAGAGUAGAGGUCGCCGAUCUACUAAACGUGAGACUCAAAAAAUUCAAGAAAACGAAGAGGAAUCACUCGAUUACACCAAGUCGGUGGAUAAUGAGCGCACAAAGAAACAUACAGCUGAAAAGGAACAAAGAAAGGAAUUAGAUAAAUUGAAGCUAGUAAAGACUGUUCAAUCGGGGCCCCAGAGCAAAAAGAAUGGAAACAAAGAUCCGGAGUCUGAAUCGGAUGCGGAGAAAAGCCAGGACAAGGAGGCAAAGCACGAAAGGAAGCACAAGCGGCAGGAAAAAGCAAGUAGCAAAGAAAUUCUAUCUUCAAUCGCUUCUACUGAAGCAGAAGUGAAAGCCGAAAAGCGCCAAUGUGGAUCAAAAAAAGUUAGCGGAGUGAGUCAGCGUAAAGGUGGACCAAAAUUAUCCGGUGAAAAUAACCAACAGUCUGUAGCUCCCGAAAAGCCUACAGAAUCAGCAGGAAAACUGAAAUUGAGGAAAAACGUUUCAAAACCAACUGAGAAGAAAAAGUCCAAGAGCAUGAAAAGUAACAGUGAAAAAGAAAAUUUGUUAAAGCGCAGGGAAGAGUUGAAGGGACUUUUGGGUGAUGUUCGAGAGAGGCUGAGGAAUGCCGACAAUAAAGAUACAAAGAAGGCAGACAAGGAAAAUUGAGAGUUUAUAAAAAUGUACAUAAAUUUGAAUUGUAAUAAAUAUCUUGUUUAAAUUAUAACU
Messenger RNA from Neocloeon triangulifer, 1223 nucleotides. RefSeq names its product protein FAM133-like. NCBI's taxonomy places the organism in Eukaryota, Metazoa, Arthropoda, Insecta, Ephemeroptera, Baetidae. The record is from RefSeq and is a predicted model, not a curated record. Bases 51 to 1163 code for a protein of 370 amino acids. The transcript has 4 exons.